AGAACUCUCGAAGACAAAAGGGUCCAACUUUUUCCUUCUUUUUCACUCUCUCUCUCUCUCUCUCUCUUUCUCUCUCCUCUUUCAGUGCAAAUCAUGACUUUCUCUCUCUCUCUCUUUCCUCCUCUCCCUAAAUCCUAAUCCCCUACACUCCUCCUCUUUCCAUUUUCUUUCUUUUUCUUCAACCCAACAAUGAAAAAACAAAAAGAAGAAGAAAAUCAAUUCUCCUACAACAAUUACUAUCCAUGUAGUACUAAAUCCUCAAAUACCAUUACUAGGUAUAAUUAGACGCUAUUUUAGUACUAUCAAGUUUCUAUUUCGAUUAGUACCCUCCAAAGAUUCUUUCACCUAUAUAUCUCUCUUUCUCUCUGAGCUGACCUGAGCAGUGAGAGAGAGACCAACCUUUUCUCUCUUUUUUUUUUCUUUUUUUUUUUUUUUUAUUUCUUUCACACACAGCCCAACCCUAAAAGCCCAUGCUUUCUCUUUCUCUCUCUAUAUGUUAAAUUCCAUUAUCCAAUCUCUCACCACCAUCACCGACCUCUUGGCCCAUCACCGACCUCACCUCCUCUAUUCUAGGGUUUCCUUUCCUUUCUUUCUUUCUACUUUCUCUCUUUUUUCUUUUUUUUUUCUUUUUUUUUUUCUUUCUAUUUUUAUGUAAUUAUUGAUUCUUUUUUAGGCUGAUAUAUAUACAUAUAUUCCUCCGAUCUCUUCCUUCUCUUUGAAGAUUAGCUUCACUCUCUAUCUUUCAUGGAUUCCCUUUAAAUUCUAUGUGGAUUCUCAGUAUAUCUCGCCGUCAAAAUCUAGGGUUUUUCUAGGGUUUUUCCUUUAAUAUGUGGCUUAGUGUUUACUGGGUCGACUUUAGUAUCACUCAAUUUGAUCGAAUCUUUUUCCUUAUCUGAAUUUCAAUUGGGUAAUUUUUUUUUUUUUUUAAGUGGCAAAAAAAAUUAAAAAAUUAAAAUUGUCAUUCAUGGCGUACCAGUCGAUUCCGGGUCCAGGUUCGGGAUCGAGUUCGGGUUCUGGGUAUCAGUUCUUGAAUUCCCCUUUUGGUGAUACAACUUAUACGAAGGUGUUUGUUGGGGGACUUGCUUGGGAGACACAGAGCGAGACUAUGCGACGCUAUUUCGAGCAGUUCGGUGAGAUUCUUGAGGCUGUCGUUAUCACUGAUAAGAAUUCCGGUCGAUCAAAAGGCUAUGGUUUUGUAACUUUUCGCGACCCGGAUUCUGCUAGGAGAGCCUGUGCUGAUCCUACCCCAAUUAUUGAUGGCAGGCGAGCAAAUUGUAAUUUGGCUUCACUAGGGCGACCUCGGCCUCCUAUGCAUUAUGGACGUUUGAGACCACCAGGCCCAUACAUCGGAAAUAUGCAAGCCGCCCGAGGGGCUUACGUUGGAAGUUUUGGCUACCAGCAACCAGUUUCUUAUGGCUACCAACAAGGAUUAAUGUAUCCUCCUUAUGGGUAUGCAACAUAUGGACCUGAAUAUGUGUAUCCACAGGGUGGUGUUUACAACCCUUAUGCAGGUCAGCAAUAUCUUCAGAUUUAUGGAGUACCUGGGACAGUUAACACUGCUGUUUAUCCUUAUGGACAAAUGGGUCAAACAAUUCCUGGUGGUCAUGGUUAUACAGCAGUGCCCAGUUAUGCUAUGCCAGGUCAUCAAAUAGUACAGUUUGGUGGACCCGGUGUUAAUGCAAUAACAACUUCGCCUAUGCCUACAAUUCAAUCACCAUAUCCUACAGGUAUAGCAGCACCUGUUGCAGCACAACCACAGUUUAUAGUUCCUGCUCCUUCUCCUCAGUAUAUGCAAGGUAGCGGUUCGGACCAAACAACUGGGUGAGGGGUUGAUCAAGGUAUCCUUAGAUUGCAGCAGGACUAAGAGCAGCGGAACUGCUACUUGAGUGGCGGGCUUCGGAUCUAGCCUUGCAAAUUAAAUAUUUUGCAUUCUAGAGGUCAUACAUAGUCAUGCUCACCAGAGAAGUCAAAUGUCUGAGUCGCUCCAGAUGGCGGAGAAGGGAUGUGGAAGAUGCGGGCUGCACUUCCAUUAGGACCUUUACCCUAGUUUAUUUAAACCCUCAUAUAAUGCCCCUGCUCAGGAAGAGUAGCAGGCAUUCAUGGAUUGAUGGGUGCUGGAAUCGGUUUCUAGCACCCAUGUAGUAAUAAAACUCUGUAAAAAUCAUCAUUUAGAAUCAACAUAUGAUUCUUUUAUAGUCUAGUCCCUGCAUUUUGGGUGUAUAGAUAGUCUCUGGUGCUCUGUGUGGUGUUGGGUCCAUUGUAUUUAUAAAUGAUUUGUGUUCUGUUCUGUGCAUAUUAGUGCUAGGAUUUUUAUUGGAAAAACAUUAACUCUUGCAUCUUGGAUGAUUUUAUUGAGGGCCUGGCUUCAAAACAUGGGAGAAGCUUCAGGUAUAUAUCCUAUUUGAGAAGAA
Molecule: messenger RNA, 2411 nt
Organism: Quercus robur (English oak)
Lineage: Eukaryota; Viridiplantae; Streptophyta; Magnoliopsida; Fagales; Fagaceae
Exons: 8
Coding region: 965-1825 (286 amino acids)
Molecular function (GO): RNA binding
Source: RefSeq, a predicted model, not a curated record